CCCUGACCGCAGAUCCAGACUGUAAAAGGUGGUGGUGAUGCUGCUGAUCCUCGGUAUUUAAAGCCCCAGAAAGCGGAAGCCUGGUCUGGGCCGAGUUAUCAGCUGACAGGACAGACAGGGAGGCGCUGUAGUUUGGCUAGCGCGGCUCUGGCUGAGCUGCUGCACCCUUGUUUCGUUGCUCCUUCGGACCUACAGUGAACAUGGAGUGAGGAGACAAAGCGAGGCUGAAGGGGCGCAGAUAAAAGCUGCCCUGAAAAGUCACUGAAGACCGAAGAAGAGCCAUUGUUCUCUGGUGGAAAGCUGCAGGCGUUCUCUCUCUUUGUCAUCCCUCGACGCCAUCGCUUCUGCCUGUACGGCCAGCGUCUGGACGUGGCGGACGAGGCGACCAUGACGACAGGCGGGUGCUGCCACCUGCCCGGCUCCCUGUGCGACUGUGCCGGCAUGGCGGGCAUGUGGAAGAUUGUCGAGGAGGCGGGCGGCGAAGGAUGCCAGGCCCUCUACGUCACUCAGGUCACGGCGCUAGACGGGCGGCUGCUGUCCUCCGUGCUCAAACCUAUGAGCGUACAAAGCGACGGUCCCAUCUGCCGCAUUUGCCACGAGGGGGGCAGCAGCGAGGGCCUCCUGUCCCCGUGUGACUGCACGGGCACGCUGGGCACGGUGCACAAGAGCUGCCUGGAGAAGUGGCUGUCGUCGUCAAACACCAGCUACUGCGAGCUCUGUCACACGGAGUUCAGCAUCGAGAGGCGACCCAAGCCGCUCACAGAGUGGCUGCAGGACCCCGGCCCCCGUAACGAAAAGCGGACGCUGUUCUGCGACAUGGUGUGCUUCCUCUUCAUCACGCCGCUGGCGGCCAUCUCCGGCUGGCUGUGCCUGAGGGGGGCUCAGGACCACCUUCGCAUGGGCAGCUGGCUGCAGGCCGUGGGCCUCAUCGCGCUCACCAUCGCCCUCUUCACCAUCUACGUCCUCUGGACCCUGGUCUCUUUCCGCUACCACUGUCAGCUCUACUCUGAGUGGAGAAGAACGAAUCAGAAAGUGCGCCUUCUCAUUCCCGAAGCCAAGGAGUCCAGCUCUUCCCAGCAUUCCUUGCUCUCUAACAAACUGAAGAAGUCUGCCAGUGAGAGUAUAGUAUGAGAGAAGAUGGAGGCAAGUGGGAAGCUUGCAUCACGUUUGUUGGCUGGACUUCGAAGAAGCACUUUUGGGCUUUUUAAAAAAAAAAAAAUUGUUUUACUUUUUAUCGCUUUCUUUCUUCUUUGCAUAUUUUUUCACUCUGUCAUACAAAUGCAGGAACGCAUUUAAAUCGAGUCCUUCUGUUUUACAUCGCUGGAUGUCUGAUAAAGUUUAUGCAAGAAAACAAAACAGAAAAGACGAAGGCAGCAUGUGAUGUUCAGAAGCACACGACUCAUCAUGAUGGACGCGAGGAUGAUGAGGGUCCUGCUAACCAUGAAUGGAUUGCUGUAAUCGUGGCCGGUAGUUUGACAACCUCUCUUACAAAAGUAUUCACUCCCUGAAGUGUUGCACAGCCCCGCCAGCUGUAACCAGCAGCCAUGAAAAGACCCAGUUUGUAACUAACGUCUUUAACAGUAUUUAAAGGAAACCUCAUUCAGAAUGAUUUCGCAGCGUGACGAAAACGGCAACUGCACCCUAAGCGGGUGUUUUGUGUUGCCGUGCAUUAACCUGCUCUGCUUCUCUUCGUUUGUAGCUCUCAUCUUACUGUGACUGGAGCAGGUUGGGGAAAAAAAACCUCCCGUCUGAUUUAUGCUUCACAACCCAGAUGUUGAUAAUGCAGUUUGAGUUUAAACGUGCAACUCAAAGUGUGUAACAUGAGAUUGUGCAAUAACAGCAAUGUGGAAAUUGAGGCUUAUACUGUAAACAAAGAUACUAACAUGCACAGUUAUGCAUGUUGACCUCACAAUUAGUGAUUUUUAGGGGCUUUUUUUUUUUUUUUUGUCGCCGUAUUUUUAAAUUCACUUUAGUCUGGAUUUCCUGUUUUCCAGCCGCAGCAGGCUUUGCCAGCAAGGUCUCCGUAUCGUCAGCACUUAACAUGACAGUGUUUAUUUAGAGGGACAGAAAAUAAAAUGGCUUUUAAAAGAACAUUUUUUUAUAUAAAUUUAAAUUUAGAGUAUUGCAGAAGCAUACUCUCUGUUUUGAGUUCAACGUUGCUGUUGGAAUCAGUUUUGGGAUGGUCAGACUCGUGGUUGGCGAUCUGGACGCCUACCUCGGUGCAGUAUUCUCUUAAUGUGAGCCUUCUGGAGCAGGAGUGUCAAACUCUGUUUCAUUUUGGGCCGUAUCAAAAAUCUGGAUGUUCUUAAAGGGCCGGUUGUGCCAGAGUGCAUUGAUAAAACCCAUUAAACCACAGGCGUCAAACUCCAGUCCUGGAGGGCCACGGCCCUGCAACUUUCAGAUGUGUCUCCGCUGCACCACACCUGAAUAGAAUAAUGAGAUCAUUAGCAAGGCUCUGGAGAACUGAUCUACACAAGGAGGAGGUAAUGAAGCCAUUUUUUUCCAGUGUUUUGUGGCUCAUCUAGAAACUGCAGGACAGCGGCUCUCCAGGCCUGGAGUUUGACACUCCUGCAUUAAACUGUUAAAAUAUUAACAUGUCUCUCCAGGAUCUUGUGAUUGGUUUUUGGGGGGAUUUUUAUUAUCAAAAUCACUAAUUUUCUGAUGCUAAUUUAGAAAUAUUUGUAAGGAAUUUUUGUGAUAUUUGAGUAUGAUAAAUAUCUUUUUUUCCCUUCUUGACAUCAAGUAAGGAUUGGGCAGCAGUCACUUAGACUUUU
This is a messenger RNA of Poeciliopsis prolifica (blackstripe livebearer), 2774 nucleotides long. It is a transcript of the gene marchf2, whose product is annotated as membrane-associated ring finger (C3HC4) 2. Gene Ontology annotation, molecular function: ubiquitin-protein transferase activity; zinc ion binding. Lineage: Eukaryota; Metazoa; Chordata; Actinopteri; Cyprinodontiformes; Poeciliidae. The record is from RefSeq and is a predicted model, not a curated record. The coding region runs from base 388 to 1131 and encodes 247 amino acids. The transcript is spliced from 5 exons. Gene Ontology annotation, biological process: protein ubiquitination.